This is a messenger RNA of Colletotrichum chrysophilum, 384 nucleotides long. RefSeq lists its product as uncharacterized. Lineage: Eukaryota; Fungi; Ascomycota; Sordariomycetes; Glomerellales; Glomerellaceae. Bases 1 to 384 code for a protein of 127 amino acids. The transcript has a single exon. The record is from RefSeq and is a predicted model, not a curated record.
AUGAAGACCCAACACAUCACCCUUCCCACCAUCCAAAUCGCGGCGGCCGCAUUCUUCGCCGCCUCGGCCGAAGCGAAAGUCUACUGCACUGAUACUGCCGGCAAAGUAGUCGCCCAAGCUAGCUGUGACGGCUCCCAACCCGCAAACACUUUCUUCCUCGCCGAGCACGAGGGAGACGACCUACAGAUCGGGGACGCCAUUGUCGAGGACAAAGUCGAAACCUCCGCUGACGCCGCCCGCUACCUCGAAGGGCUUGAGACGGAGGUUGAGGCCGAUCAAGUCAGCGGCGGUUUCGGGCGUAGGUCGCCGCAGAGACAGUGUGAUCCGUCCCUUGGACACUGUGUUGUCAGCGGUGUUGGCAAGGGUGGCAACAAUGGUGGUUAG